Molecule: messenger RNA, 3527 nt
Organism: Oncorhynchus mykiss (rainbow trout)
Lineage: Eukaryota; Metazoa; Chordata; Actinopteri; Salmoniformes; Salmonidae
Gene: vamp7
Product: vesicle associated membrane protein 7
Biological process (GO): exocytosis; endosome to lysosome transport; vesicle fusion
Cellular component (GO): SNARE complex; membrane
Molecular function (GO): SNARE binding; SNAP receptor activity
Source: RefSeq, a predicted model, not a curated record
AUGCAUAUUCAUCGUAAGGAAGCAAAAAACCACAUUUCCCUAGGUGGAACCAGAUAAAGCUUCCGAUCAAGGAUCUGGGAAAGCAGAAGUCAGACGAGAAGAUUAACGUUAACAGUUGUUUUAAUGUUGAAAACACAUCGUUUUGAAGACUGCUGAGCAUCGCAGUGAACCCCUGACCAGCUGUCCUCCCUGACCCUGUCCACAACUAUGGCGAUCCUGUUUGCAGUGGUUGCCCGCGGCAGCACCAUCCUGGCGAAGCAUGCGUGGUGUGGCGGUAAUUUCCUGGAGGUGACAGAACAGAUCCUAGCUAAGAUACCAUCCGAGAACAACAAGCUCACCUACAGCCAUGGCAGCUAUCUCUUCCACUACAUCUGCCAUGACAGAAUCAUAUAUCUCUGUAUCACUGACGACGACUUUGAGCGGUCACGUGCGUUCAGCUUCCUGGGAGAGGUGAAGAAGCGUUUCCAGACGACGUAUGGCUCCAGAGCUCAGACAGCCCUUCCCUACGCAAUGAACUCAGAGUUCUCCUCCACUCUGAUGGCUCAGAUGAAGCACCAUUCCUCUCCUCCAUCAGAUCGCCUGGCUGAGACUCAGAUGCAGGUUGACGACCUGAAAGGCAUCAUGGUACGCAACAUCGACUUGGUGGCUCAGAGGGGAGAGAAGUUGGAGUUGCUGAUUGAUAAAACGGAGAACCUGGUCGGCUCAUCUGUGAGUUUUAAGACCACCAGCCGUAACCUGGCCAGAGCCAUGUGUAUGAAGAACCUCAAACUGACUGUUGUCGUAGUGGUGGUGUCACUGGUGGUCCUGUAUGUAGUUGUGUCUGCAGCCUGCGGAGGACUCAGCUGGCCCAACUGCAUCAGGAAAUAAGAGAGGGGGAGAACGAGGAGAGAGGGGGAGGAAAAGAGGGUGCAAGAGAAGACGACAGCGGACCCACAAAAAAGAAAUCGCUCUCCUCUCCUCCCUCUUGUCUUCCAGUCAGCAAGGAGGAGAGGUCCUCUAUUGGACAGAAUGGUGACACAACAAGGCAUCCAGACAGUGGAGAUUUAACAACGUUGUGAUUGUCUUGCUUUCUGUUCCUUAACAAGAUAAUGAGGUGUGUUUAUCUGUCCAAAGACAAACGAUUGUUGGAUAUGCAGCUUUAAAAUAUUGUAGAAUUCAGUCCACUGUCCAGUCCAGCUGUCCUCCAUACUGUUCUCCAGUCCAUGGCCCUCUCAUCCAGGGCUCUACAAGCCUAACAAACAGCUGUUCUCCAGUCCAUGGCUCUCUCAUCCAGGGCUCUACAAGCCUAACAAACAGCUGUUCUCCAGUCCACGGCCCCCUCAUCCAGGGCUCUACAAGCCUAACAAACAGCUGUUCUCCAGUCCACGGCCCUCUCAUCCAGGGCUCUACAAGCCUAACAAACAGCUGUUCUCCAGUCCACGGCCCUCUCAUCCAGGGCUCUACAAGCCUAACAAACAGCUGUUCUCCAGUCCACGGCCCUCUCAUCCAGGGCUCUACAAGCCUAACAAACAGCUGUUCUCCAGUCCACGGCCCUCUCAUCCAGGGCUCUACAAGCCUAACAAACAGCUGUUCUCCAGUCCACGGCCCUCUCAUCCAGGGCUCUACAAGCCUAACAAACAGCUGUUCUCCAGUCCACGGCCCUCUCAUCCAGGGCUCUACAAGCCUAGAAAACAGACUGAUAAUCUGGAGUAGGGUUUACCAAAUGGUUAUUACCCUGGGGCCCCCUUCCAGCAUUGGAGAACAUCCCACGCCUCCCCCGGCACGCGCACCGCACUGUGUCUAUUUCUAUUGGUACAGCACUGUUCAUGACACACUGUUCACACCCCUCUUGUUGGUGGAGAGGACAUGUUGCAGGUUUUUAAGCUUAUUUCCUGCAAUUCUACACAUUUUGUCAUGGGGCGCAAAAUAAAUGUUUCAGUUUUAAAGCAACAUUUUUUGCAAUUCUAUACAUUUUUGCCAUGUCUAAUGUGUAUUGGGCUAAAAAAAACUAUGGGCUAAAAAAACUAAAUUAAAAGACGUUAGCUGACAUGGACAUGUCUGACCAGUAUUUAACAUCUCUGUAAGGUCGUUAGCUGAUCUGGGCAUGUCUGACCAGUAUUUAACAUCUCUGUAAGGUCGUUAGCUGAUCUGGACAUGUCUGACCAGUAUUUAACAUCUCUGUAAGGUCGUUAGCUGAUCUGGGCAUGUCUGACCAGUAUUUAACAUCUCUGUAAGGUCGUUAGCUGAUCUGGACAUGUCUGACCAGUAUUUAACAUCUCUGUAAGGUCGUUAGCUGACAUGGACAUGUCUGACCAGUAUUUAACAUCUCUGUAAGGUCGUUAGCUGAUCUGGGCAUGUCUGACCAGUAUUUAACAUCUCUGUAAGGUCGUUAGCUGAUCUGGGCAUGUCUGACCAGUAUUUAACAUCUCUGUAAGGUCGUUAGCUGACAUGGACAUGUCUGACCAGUAUUUAACAUCUCUGUAAGGUCGUUAGCUGAUCUGGGCAUGUCUGACCAGUAUUUAACAUCUCUGUAAGGUCGUUAGCUGAUCUGGACAUGUCUGACCAGUAUUUAACAUCUCUGUAAGGUCGUUAGCUGAUCUGGGCAUGUCUGACCAGUAUUUAACAUCUCUGUAAGGUCGUUAGCUGAUCUGGGCAUGUCUGACCAGUAUUUAACAUCUCUGUAAGGUCGUUAGCUGAUCUGGACAUGUCUGACCAGUAUUUAACAUCUCUGUAAGGUCGUUAGCUGAUCUGGACAUGUCUGACCAGUAUUUAACAUCUCUGUAAGGUCGUUAGCUGAUCUGGACAUGUCUGACCAGUAUUUAACAUCUCUGUAAGGUCGUUAGCUGAUCUGGACAUGUCUGACCAGUAUUUAACAUCUCUGUAAGGUCGUUAGCUGAUCUGGACAUGUCUGACCAGUAUUUAACAUCUCUGUAAGGUCGUUAGCUGACAUGACAAGAGGAACUGAUGAUGUACUACCCAAUUAGAUACCUUGUGGGUUCUAUUAUUGCAACUUUAAAGUUUAAAGACGGACGAGUUCCAUUUAAAAACAAACCAAUAAUUGGGGGGGGGCAUGGGAACCAUUGCUGUCUCUGUGUAUCUGUCUGUCUCUGUAGCUGUCUGUCUCUGUGUAGCUACGCUGUCAGGGUCAGUCUGUACCCAGACAGAGACAUUUAGAUGUCUGUCUCUGUGUAGCUGUCUGUCUCUGUGUAGCUGUCUGUCUCUGUGUAGCUACCCUGUCAGGGUCAGUCUGUACCCAGACAGAGACAUUUAGAUGUCUGUAUCUGUGUAGCUACCCUGUCAGGGUCAGUCUGUACCCAGACAGAGACAUUUAGAUGUCUGUCUCUGUGUAGCUACCCAGUCAGUGCUAGUGAUACUAAACUACACCUGUAAUGUCAUAUCACCAUGGAGAUCAGGACAUGGUACAUUACAGGUGUAUCUCCCCUGUUCUAUACACACUCUGCUGUGAUGGCUUGUUUAGUUAUUGUCUAGACACAAUGUCUCUCUGUUCAGUUGUUACAUGAAAUUAGAUUAAAAAAAGAUUGAUUGCA